ACAGCUGAAGUCGGGACGCGUCGCUUUUUCGAUGUCCUCCGUGCUCUCCUCCUUCGUCCUCCGCUCGCAGCGCACGCUGCUGGCGUCGACCCUGCUGCUCAGCAUCCCGUUGCUGAAGCGGCUGUGGUCCCUGCUCUCAUCACCACGUCGCAUCCGCGACUCCCGGUCGAGCGAGCACUGGACUGCCGCGGCGACAAAGGCGUCAGCGAAGGACCUGACAAAAGCCGAGCUCAACAGCGUGGGGACCAGCGCAGCACUCACAGAGACGAGCGUCGUCACGGCGGAGCUCUCUGGGUUCUACCCGGCGACAAGUGCCAGCCAUGUGAUUCAGGACUCGCGCUGGCUCACGACCUGGAAGGUCAGGGAUUUCCUGCGCUUCCUUGGUAAUGGGCACGUCAUCGAGACCUUCCGGACGAUCCGGCAGGGGUACGCCAAGACCAGGCUCAGGGUGGGCGACGCGCGCCAGCUGCAGCGCCAGGAGAUGGAAGAGCAGGGCAUGAGCGCCCCCGACUUCUUCGCCAAGCACGGCUUCAUCCUGCUCAAGCACCAGACCGCCAUGACAGAGGAGGACUGGCUCGCCUCCGUCGAGAACAUCGAGUCCUUUUUCGAGUGA
This is a messenger RNA of Emiliania huxleyi CCMP1516, 613 nucleotides long. RefSeq lists its product as hypothetical. Bases 32 to 613 code for a protein of 193 amino acids. The transcript has a single exon. The record is from RefSeq and is a predicted model, not a curated record. NCBI's taxonomy places the organism in Eukaryota, Haptophyta, Isochrysidales, Noelaerhabdaceae.